This is a messenger RNA of Vespula vulgaris, 20553 nucleotides long. Its product is annotated as CUGBP Elav-like family member 1. The transcript has 15 exons. Gene Ontology annotation, molecular function: mRNA 3'-UTR binding. Bases 10611 to 12413 code for a protein of 600 amino acids. Gene Ontology annotation, biological process: mRNA splice site recognition; regulation of alternative mRNA splicing, via spliceosome. The record is from RefSeq and is a predicted model, not a curated record. Gene Ontology annotation, cellular component: ribonucleoprotein complex; cytoplasm; nucleus. NCBI's taxonomy places the organism in Eukaryota, Metazoa, Arthropoda, Insecta, Hymenoptera, Vespidae.
CGUAUGCCGGAGAUCGGUAGAGAAAUUUAUUUACAUAAUCGGCUCUUCGGGUCGUCGAACUCCGGACGAACUUUAUGUCGAGGACCUUCGUUUGAAACGGAAGUAGAAUGGCGUACGAUUUUUAUACCUUUCCUGGUCCUUGCAUUAUUUCUGCAAGUUAGAAGCUCGUUCGAGAGACGUUUCCUCUCGAAUCGCGUGACCGGAGAGGUCGACGUUCUCGAGUAGUGCUUCUUCCGAUGCUGAAGAGUCGAUAAGGGCGGCAAAAAAAUUUCUCUUUCGUUCUCCAUGUUCGACCUACUUAACGAAACGUUGCUCCUUCGAGUCCGAUUAAAAAUAAAUAUCAGAGAGGACGAAACGUGUCGAUGACGGGUCGCGACCACCCUGUUAUUGUCGACGAUCUCUCGAGAGCUACGCGACUAGAACGUCGUAAAAACGAUUCUUAGAAAAGAUGUUUACGAUCGUUUCUCGGUAUUCAUUCCGAAUGCGAUGUUACGGGCAUUUGGGAUAACACGUUUGUUUUACACAUUUGUUUUCGCGUCGUCGAUCGAAAUUUUCACGACCACGAGAGCGCUUACAGAGGCUCCUCCUCUCCAUUACGCGAUACGCGCGCGGAAGGUGUCGGACGAUCGAAAGCGAAGAAGAGCGUUUUCGAGAGAGUUACGUGCGUGAACGAUGAUAUGUGUGUCCGGUGCGUGCGUGCGUGCGUGUGUACGUGCGCGUGUGUGCAACUUCGUACGGAGACAGGUAUGCGAGCGCGUGCGCGCGUGGUGGUCGCAUGGGAGAACGAAAGUGCACACGCACGAACGGAGGCGAUCGCACGUGACACGCAGCCUGAUGUCAGAUACACGCUAUGCACGAGCGAUUUCGCGCACGUACGAACAUCUGUCGCAAGAAUCGAGUUUCGAUCGGGCCUAAUAGCUCCGACUCGUUAACGAAAUUGUUUGUGCUUCGUGAUGCUCCUGCUAAACAAACUCGCGAUCUUGCGAUUCCACGAUUCGUCAUCCUUUUAUUUUUUCCCUUCUAGUCGAUUAUCCAGAUAAUUCGAGCGUCCAGACGAAGUUCGUCCGAUCGAAGAAAAGUUGCAGAGUUGAGUGGAUGCCGCACGAUCGAGCGUUUCUAAAUAUCGAUAAGAUCGACCUUCCGCGUAAACGCGCGUCUCUUUCGUCGUUACAAUCGAAUUUUGCUGGAGAUGAGUGAAAAGGACACGGUGUUUCUUGCGGGUGGAAACGUAACGUUUAACGUUGCGAUAAAUUACGAAUGCACGCACGUCGCAAUAUCGCGAACGUCGUUUCCUCGACAAAAGAAUAUUCGUCGAAGUAAAAUUCGUGUUUCGCGUCAAAAGCGAUUUUUAUAAGUGUCGGUUUCGCAUUUGCGAGUACAAAGCCUUCCACCCUCUUUUUCUCUCUCCGUACUUCCUAUCCUUGGUUCUCCGACGGUGCAGCUGAACCGAACGGUAAAACGAACGGAGAUAGCUUUUUGUAUCGUAUCGUAUUUCGGUACGAUGCCUUUGUAGCGAACGAACGAUUGGCGUGACUUUCGAAAUACGCGUCGGACUUAUCGAUUUUUAUUUAGUCUAGGCUCAGACCGAGUUAAAAAACGAAGAAAGAAGAAAAACUACCGACAGAUCGGCAAGCAACGAGGAUUGGAAACGAAGCUCGGUUCGCGAAAGUUACGAAAUUUUUUAACGAAAAAUAUUCUGCUCCGCGAGACUGCGUACAUCGACGAUUAAGAAGGUAAUGCGGUUUGACGAAGUUACGCAAGUACGAAGAUCGUUUGCGAGUCGCAAACGUACGCAGCGUUCCACCGAUCUAGCUCUCCUCGUAACAGCGAUACCGUUUGAUCCGGGCUUUGUAUCGAAAUACUCGUCUACGUAACGCUUCGUAACGUCGCGUGUCACGGAAGAGAGCAACUACAUCACUCGAAUAGGAGUUUUCGAGAAUUCCGAAUAGUUCUCCCUCGAUCCGAAAUACUUGGUACGUAUUUUGAAGAGCGAUCAGUCGGCUUUGACGAUUUUUGUUCUCUUCAUCGAUUUCUCGUUACGCGAAGCCAAGAUUUAGCAAGACGAUCGUUGAGAAGGAAGUCUUCCGAGCUGUCGGUAGGUCAAAUUUGUAGUCGAUGAAAACUAGAAAGCAAGGUUUUACAAGAAGAGGACGACUGGUGCGAGUAAUCGAUGGAUCGGUAGGUUUCUUCGGAAGAGGAUCGUUUUACUCGCGAGCGAUAAUACGCGAACAACGCCGAGGCCGACGCCGACGUCGACGCAGAAGCCCGGUCACCGGUAGUCACUUCAUCGUACAUGCACGAGACACGAUAUGAAUUGCAAAUGGCGGAACGUCGUGGCAGGGGGUGGAGUCGAGUUAUAUGUAAUAUCGUCGCGAGCGAUGAUCCAGUUUCCGAAUGAGUAUCAUGCUGAACCGAAUAUCUCAUACGUCAUUUACGGAUUGCUUCGAAUAAUGUCGUUCCUGGCAACGAGCUUCGUUACGAGUCGAAGUAAAAAGGCGAGGAGAGGAUGUAAUAAUUCUUCGUAGAAGAAUUUCAACGUCGUGCAUUUCGAUGAACCUCGAGCCAUAGGUUCGCGAGGGAUAGAUAAGGACGAGUAGACGAGUGGUACGAUGAAAGAACGAACGGCGAGAGGGAGAGGAGAGAAAUAUCGGUGGCGAACGUUCCCGAUAAUCAGACUUUUUUUUACGAUCGAUGUUUUCGAACGAAACGACGAAUGGCUGAAGAGAGGAUCCUCGAGAGGUAUUCCGAGCGGAUCGAAGUAUCGGCGUAAUAUUCGCGGUUCGAGGAGAAAAUUCGGCCUUUUUCCUCUUCCUCGUGCGGCGCUCGGCACCGCUCGACCACUCCACCGCAACGCACGGCCGCGCCGAGUACCAAAGUACGCGAACGUCGUGGAUCGUGAAUUCUCCCGCGGCAUUUCGGUGGCCCGGCUUCGUUUCCUUCCUGAGUCUCGUCUUACUUUUAUUCUCCGUUCCCAUUCCGACAACCAUUUCCGCGGCGUUUUACUGGCUACGUCUCGAAAAAGCCCCGGAGAAGACCGUACGAGAAGGAACCGGCCGCGAAGAGAAGACCACCGAGGCUACGUUACCGUGGCCUUUUCUCCGAACAUCAAAACCCCGAAUUUAUGGCGGCCACCUUAAUGUUCGCUCGAGAAAACCUCGUUUAGAUCCGCAUUGUACCUCUAAGAGGUCCGUUCUCCUUUCGCGCUCCAAAAGAAAAUAAUCGUGCUCGUUCUUUGGGUCUUUCUCGACUUUUUAAGAAAGAAGCUCUAUCUUUAUCAAUCUUUUUUAGUUUUUUAUUUUCCUUUCUUUCUGCCUCCUCUUUUUUUCCUUUUUCGUAUUUAACGAAAUUCAAGAUCGCGCAUCGCUCUUCGUUCCGUGCGAGACAGAAAUUUACGCAAACGUAGAGAGCUCGGUUCUCGUGAGAUUCGAUUUACAGGGGUCGUAUUUCGCGAAGACGUCACGUCGUCGUUAAAACUUUUACCAGACGGAUUACAUCGCGGUCCGAUACGCUUCGCCGUUCGAUGGAACGUGCCACGAUCUUGAAGUAGAAUUAAAAGGUCCCGCUUGAAGCCGAGGAAGGAGAACUCGAGCACGUUCGAGUACACUCGAGAAACGUACGAUAAGUAGAAGUGGGUCGCAUGAGCAGACGAGAGGAAGCAGCGAGGAGAGAGAGAGAGAGAGAGAGAAAGGGGUGGAGUAGCUGCCAAGGAAAAAGGGCACGCGGGCUAGUAAAACCUCGAGUGUUCUCUCUCUCUGUGUUUAUGCUAUUCUAUUAUUACGUAAUCUUAACGUGUAAAAGUCGGGAGGAAUUUAUUUGCACGGGGGCAGCAACGGUACUUCGCCGGUACUAUCGUUGCGUUUUCUUGUCUUCCGCAACACAGGAUUCUUGGCAAACAAAAAAUAAGAGAGGAACAAGAGGGAAGGUUUUGAACAAGGAUAGCGCCAUCACGGUUGGCGUACGCUCUUCGCAGGGCUCCGUCCAAAACUAAACAGCGAACCUUAAAUCCUCGUGUAGUCUCGAGAAGCGUUUUACUUCCUUCCUACUCGACGAAGAAAAGCAUAGAAGAAGGAGCAUAAAGAGGAGUAACAAAAAAUGCGCUCGCGCACACGCGCGCGCUUUCUCUCUCUCCUUUCGCUCUUUCUUUCUCCGUCUAUUUUUCUCGCGGUGUGUGGCAGCGACGGGAGCGGCUCACGUGCAAAGCCGUGUCAUUUUAAUUAGUGCCUCAAAGUAAAGCGUUUACCAGUUUCUGUAGCCGAGUCUACGUGAGAAAGGAGAGAUAGAGACGGUGAGAAGCUUUUCGCGGAGUGGAAUAACAGACCGAAGUAAUUACUUCCGGCUACAAAGGCUCGAACUUCGAACAAAGAUGUUGUGGAAGAGCAAGAGAGAAAGAGAGAGAGAGAGGGAGGAGGGUGGGGAAAGGAAUUACGUGGGAUUGAAGCGACUCGUACCACGACCCGAUCAUUCUUUCAAUUUACAUGCCCGCGAUGACGACGACGCCACGUUCGUCCGUACCUUUUUCCGAUCUUCCAUUCAACGAAAACCCGAAUUCGUGGACGCACGGAAAAUACAUCGAGAAUUUUGAUUCCAGCGUUAGUAGGAAAAAUUAUUUUACGAUAGAUCGACGAUUACUAAAAGCUAGAUAGAAUCGUACGCUUUCUCUUAAGGCGACUUAGAGGUUUAGGAGCGAUACCUAUAACGACGUUAUUUCGUAAACUAUAUCGUCCAUUUUAUCGGAAGGGACGUUGUGAUGUAUUAAAAAAUAAAUAAUUUUCGUUGGAAAGAUUAAAAUUUCGCUAUUUCCUUAUUUAUACACAUAGGUAUCUCGUAAAAACGAAUUGGUGCGAGAGACGCGUCUUUAUUAAUCAUAGUCCGACAAAAUAACUUACGUGCAACGUCGGUCGAUGGGAAUAUCGCGCAAAAACUAACCGUGACUUAUUAACAUUAAACCGGAACGUGUGAUGAAUUAAAAAUGAGUCUCGCCGUACACACACACGCGCGCGUACGCGCAUACGACAGCGAACGUAUACAUUAAUCUCCAUUCAUCUCGGUUCACGUUGUGGUCGGCGACCGGCCGAUAUUUAAUAUUCCUACGAUGACCUUGUCACCUCUUCGAGCGAGUAUCCGUUUAUCGUUCAUUCUCGCUCGACUAGCCGACCGGUUUCAGAAACACGUGAAAGCUUAAGCUCGCGAACGAGCUAUGUAAUAUGUUUACCGUGUCUCAAGGUAAGCAUAAAAUCGUGUAAGAACGCCGUUAGAAGGCCGAGGGUAAGAGGAGGCCAUCGAGGAAGUCGUCGAGGCCGCUUAGAUCAGCCGUAAAAUCGGACACCUUCGGAAAGACGAAUCUUUGGUGUCCUCUUACGGUCGACGAAUUCACCCUCUUCUUCCGCUCUCUAUCUCUUUCUCUUCGUCCUCUCUGGCCUCUUCCCUUACCUUUUGUAUUCGAAAUAAAUCAUCCGAUACCGAGGGUUCCACUGGAUUAUGCGUUACGACGACUUUAUGAUCCCCCGUAUUAAACGCAAAAUUGAAUUUACGAUUCACCGAAAAGGGCCCCAGCCUCGGAUCGAAUAAGCCGCGUUUGUCGAAUGACACGGAAACAUUUAAGCAGCGUACGCCGAGCGAUCGAUCGUCCGGCCAAACUAUGGAUAUACGGCAAGGAUAUGCGUUUCUAACGAUCCUUUUUUUCCCAACUUUAUUUUUAGGGGAAUUUCUCGAACCGAAUGCGUACUUUGCUAUCGAAAAUAAUCGAGUUUAUCGACUCGAAGAAAUAUCGUGAGCGAAAAGAUCGAAACGAAAUAAAUCUUGUUAGAGAGAAAGGUCGUCGUUUCUACGUGCGAAUUUCAAAGUUCGUUGCACUUACAAUACAAAUAAAAGUAAUAAAAAUGUCGGAGAGAAAAUAGCAAGUUCGCGUUCAAUAGAAAUUAGAAACCUGAUUGGAAGAAGAGUCAAUUAAGGUUGGAUGAGCGACACGAAUGGUAUGAGAUGAGACGAAGGAAAAAAGCACGGCAUGGUUUGCCGUUGAAAACGAAACGUCGAGCGUGGAAGUGAUAAAUAACGUCGGCGGGUCGAGUCGAUCGGCGAGCAGCAGGCAAAGCGCAAACAUAAACUAUCAAUGGCGUGAAAGGGUGUCGAAAAGGGGGUGGGUGGAGGCGUAACCGGGUGCACGAGCGCGCGCCUUAUCUCUACCGUAUGGCCGGAUUGUAUGGCUACGUAUAGAUUAUAACCGAACGCCAUAGCUCUCGACAUCGAUGACGGACGCCUACGCCCCUUGCCAUUUCCGUCCUCUCCAUACCCCCUUUGCUCUCGCUCUCUCUCUCCCCCCUCCCCUUCUUUCUCUUUUUCUCCGUCGACGCAUUUAUUUUGAAGAAUAUCGAUUUCCCGCAUUUCACGUGGCAACGUUUGUAAUCAAGCCGUCAAAACGAUAGGAUUGAAACGAAUCUUAAUACUUCGUACGCAACGUACAAAUUUUAUAUCGAUUAUUCUCGACUUUGUUAUUGUUUCAUCGGUUCAAAUAUUUCUUCCUCGUUUUGAUGAAUUUCUCACGAUUUCGCGAUCGGUCUUGGUAUUCGGCGAGUGUAAAAAAAAAGUAAACGGUGCGACGCGUCGAAACGAACUUGGUCUUAUUACAAGAAAACGAGCUUGGUCGUCGGGAGUAGAGUAACUCCGAAUAGAGAACAUCGAGCGGUACGUUCGCUUCUUUGGAUAGUCGCUGAAAUAGUCGUAUAGUUUAGUCGUGUAAAGCUGGCUCAGAGGUUAGAGCGGUAUUCGCACUUGGAACCGCAGACAGUUGGCGCACGAGGUCGAAGAAGACGCGUAGGAAAGGAUAUAUCUGCGAUGGGUUGAAGCCGAAGAAAGAGAGAUAGAGAGAGAGAGAGAGAGAGAGAGAGAGAGAGAGGAAUUCUGAUCCGGAGAAGGUGGAAAGCAGAGUAGAUUGGUAUGAAGUUAGCUGGUUAACUCGACGAAACAACGGUAGCAAGUUAGCACGAGAAGUUGGCGUCAGUUGGCACCAACGAUGGGGUGCAAUGAAGACGACGGUGGCAAUGUCGAGAGAGUGGGGUUGGGAUGGAACGAGGAACAGACUAGCGCAGACCAGUGCCUCUAUUUCAUUGUUUCAUAAUUGAAGCAUUUGCGGUUUCAUCGUUGCGCGCGUACGGAUCCGUCGGAGUAAUCGCGUAGUAUCGGAACCUGUUCGUCCAUCGAACGAGAAAUCGCUUCGUUACGAAACCGGAUCUUUAAACUCGGAGACUCUAUUUGCUUUUAUCUCGCAGUAAUAGCGUCGGAGAUUACUUUUACGUAAGAUUUUGACGAUGCACACGAGUAUACACGACGCGCACUCGCGCAGAGCCGCGCGUCGUUGCUCGAUUUACAUAGAUCGACAUCGACGUCGACCGACUCGAAAAGGUAAACGGUGAAGGAAUAAAACCGGAUUUAAUGGAAUUCACCGCGAUGGAUUCGGUCGCGGGAGCGUCCGAAGAGCCGAAUUAGUUUCUAGAGAAACGCAUUGGGAAGACUCGAUUUAUGUAAAUCGGUUUAACAUCCUCGGUCGUCCGUAUAUUUCGCAUUAUCGCAAUUCCUGCUUCGGCGAUGAUCGAUGCGUCGGUCCAUUGUGUCGACCGUCCGAUUAAAAUAUCCUAGUAUAUUUAUCUACCUUCUAUUCGAGCCUCUCUCUUUCUCGCUCGCGUACUCUACCACGCACACUCGAUUCGUUUCGUCGUUUUAUCGAACGGCAAUUCAUUCCUGGCGAUCUAUCAUCGCGUCACGAAAAGGGGGGCAGGGGGAGAGAGGGCCCAUCGGCGAUCAACGCCUCUCUCGAGCAGCCGAGCGCGAAACGACGAAUACUCGGCGAGUUUCCAUAUCGGGUUUCGAGCUAAUGUUGAUUAACUUACACCCUCUCACCCUCCAUUAACCUCGGCUCGACCGUUUCUGGCCUCUGACAGUCGUUUAAUUACGCUUAUCGGCCACGUCGAACGAUACACUUUUUUUUUCCAAACUAUCCAGCAGCCGCCACUUUACGUCUCUGCGUUACGUGACGAAUUUACGCACGCGAAAGGGAGAAAGAGAGAGAUGGGUGGCAGAGGUAACGCAAAUUUUUCGAGAUCGAUGCGGUCAAAUUUCGCGGUAGUUGUCGCAAGAGCGAUCAUUUCAACGGGAGAGACAAAAAGUGUGGAUUUAACGGAAAAUAAAGCGUGAUGCUUUUUAAUCGGCCCCUACGACGCGCCGUUGUUCGCGGUUUGCCAUGAGUUUUUCGCAAAAAUAGAUGCUUCUCUCGAACGAUUGGAAACGAACGCGAGAUAUUCGACGAGUAAAUUAAUUUUCCGUUUCGUCGGUGUACGAUCGCCCUUGGUUUUCUGUCUUUUAGAUACAUCGUAGCGACUAGAGCCUCUCGAUAUCGUGCAACGUGCAAGAUAAAAAGAACGACGAUGCUCGUUUCUGUAUCGUUAUCGUUCUUGGUCGAGUUUUACGUAUCGCAUUGCAACGUUCCAGACCAAUCGGUUCAACAUAAACAUGCCUUCGGGCAAUCGAAUGUAUCUACUCGGCAAUGAAUCAAAAGCCAAUGCGAAAAAAAGAGACAGACAGAGGAGAAAUAGUAGAAACGGCAUGAAAAUGUUACAAAUUCGAACGAAUGUUUAAACGCACGAACCUGGGAAAUGUAUUGCUCCGAAAGGCCAUGUUUUAUCUCAAUAAAAUCCCGAAAUAGGCAACAUUGAAUUUAAUUUCGCUCGAUAAAAAUUUCGUUAUCUACGAAUGGGAUGUUUCCUAUUACGGAACAGUAAAAGUAUUUUUACGUUGCGUUAUUAUCUAAUUCGACUGUAAUUUAUUAUAUAUUAGUUUAUUUCCCGCGCGCUCGUGUCGUUUAAAAUAAUUUGUCAUAGAGGAAAAAGAGGAGGGAGAGAGAGAGAGAGAGAGAAGAAUGCAUGUAUGUAUGUAUACGGGACUCCGAAAGAAAGUAGGAUUAAAGGGAGAUUUGGCUUCAGCCUCGAACGAUGUCAGACUCGUAUCAGGACGGACGACGGGAUCGUCGUCCUAAUCGAGUGUAGGUGUAGUAGACGACGACGACGACGACGACGACGACGACGACGACGACGAGUAUAAAGACGAAGCCAACAAAUCUUUCAAGCAAUUAUUCGACGAACCGUAUCUAACCAAGGUACGGUAACCGCAUCGGCCAGCCGUUAACGUAUAAUCCUAAACCAUCCUCGAUAGUCGAGCAAGCGUGCACCAUGCUAAACCGUACACCGGCUGUACAACCAUGGAAGGGACGCAUUAGUGAAUUAGCGUUUCCUGCCGUUGCAAUCACGGUAAUGCGUUCGUACGGUACGCGGGACACGCUCUCUCUCUCUCUCUCUCUCCCUCCCUCCCCCGUCUCUCUAUCUCUCUCCCUUCGUACUUACCGAGAACGUGUUGUUACUUUACGAUAUAACUAAACGAUUAAUAAUUGCCGACUUCGACCAAUUCAGUGCUUAUGCUCGAUCGAUGUCUUUCGAAUUUGAUCAUUUUUUAUUUCUUGUUUAUUUUUCCCUCAUUUACAUAAUUGACUUUAGGCAAUCGGUCCAUUUUUCGCUUUCAAUUCAUCAUCCAACUGUGAAAACACGUUUACGAGUUACACAUGCAUAUUUGUAUACGUACUAUGAUUGAGUUUUAUGCGAGACUCGAAAGCCAUAUUCGCAAAAAUUUUAUCGACAGCUCGUACGGUACGACUUUUUAUAUUUGCGAGAACAACUCGACUGUAUGAGACAAGGAAAACUCGGUCGACAUAUCAAUAACUUAUAUCCAUUCACCUCGCAUGAAUAGGACGCAUGAAAUUAUUCCCGAUACGAUGAUUUCUCUGUUCCGCAUUGAAUUUCUCGAUUCCAAUAGCCCACGCGAAAAACAAGCACAGCUAUUUUCUAACUCAUGAGAGAUCAUCGAACACUCGCAGCGAUUAUUGAAAUUGAAGUGCGUUUAAAGAGGAACUGCGAGAGAUCGAGCCGACUGCUCUUUGACGGCGUGACUCCAAGUUCAACGAUAAAAUAAAUUAAAGGAGUCUGGAAUCUGUUUUAUUUAUGAUCUUUCGCUAUUAUUACGAUUCGGCAAGAGAUCGGAGAACGAAGACAUCGACGUUUCAUCAAAUUUUUUCCACAUAUUAUUUCGGUUUUGUACAAAGAUAGACGACGUAUGUAACGUAAUAGACUUUCGAAUCUCUUUCGAUUUAUAUAAGGAUCUUUUUUUGAAAAUCACGAUCGUCGUACGAAACGUACGAAACGAAAAUACAGGUGCAAAACUUUAUUUGGAGCAUUAGCGUUAAAGGAAAGAACUCUCCUUUCCGGUUUCUCGGCCUCUUCAGACGAAAAAUCUUUGGUAGUCUCGUUAAAACUUUUCCAAGAGUCGGUCCUGGAACGCUCUGCUACCCAAAGAAGAUCGCAUCCCUGUUCGCCGACCUCUCUCCCUUACGUUCCUCGGUUAUAUGUAAGACGCGGUGGUCCGCGAGCUGGUAACUUGCAGCUACGCUUUCCUUGUACGUGACAAGUGCACCGAGACUGCUUUAGCUUCUCCUAUUUCGUGAAAUACGUGAGCUCGAGAUAAACGAGGAGGAGAGAAGGAGGCACCGAGAGCCGGUCGCCAGGAGAGCUCCUAUGAAAAUGCUUCAAUCGCUGAACGCUCUGGCGGGGAAGAUCUCGCCGAGCUCGCCCACUGACAGCAACGCGAACAAGGUGCACAUGCAUAACAACAACAACGUCGUGCAUCAUCAUCAUCCGUAUUCCAAGCAACAAACGCAACCCUCGCCUGCGUCGCACUCGAGCAACAACAGCGAUCAAAAGGAGAACACCAUAAUGAACAAUAACAGCGUGGAGCAGCCGGAUCCAGACAAUAUAAAGAUGUUUGUAGGACAAGUACCUCACGAUAUGGACGAGAACGAUCUCCGAACGUUGUUCGAGGAGUUUGGCCGAGUGCAUCAGAUCAACGUCCUGCGCGACAAAACUACCGGUAGUAGUAAAGGUUGCUGCUUUGUAACCUUCUACACGAGAAAGGCCGCCUUGGACGCACAGAACGCUUUGCACAACGUCAAGACUUUUAGCGGGAUGCGGCAUCCGAUCCAAAUGAAACCGGCAGAUAGCGAGAAUAGAAACGAACGCAAGUUGUUCGUUGGCAUGUUAUCGAAAAAGUACACGGAGAAUGAUGUCAGAAGCAUGUUCAGCGUCUACGGAACGAUCGAGGAGUGUUCGGUUCUGCGAGACAAUGCUGGACAAAGUAAAGGCUGUGCCUUCGUUACCUUCGCUAGUAAACAAUAUGCUAUCAACGCCAUUAAGGCCCUUCAUCACUCGCAAACGAUGGAGGGAUGCUCAUCACCGCUGGUUGUGAAAUUCGCUGACACACAGAAGGAAAAGGAUCAAAAAAGGAUGCAGCAAAUUCAAGCGAAUCUCUGGAAUAUCGCGGGAGUCAACAUGGCGCCGCAUUACCUGACGACGGGUGAGACGCAUACGCUGGCGCCUUCGUCGUUGCAGUUAUUGCAACAGUUGCAAGCGACGACGAGUGCAGCCACCCCGGUAGCCGCCGGCGCCGGAGCGAACGCUCUCUCGAGUGUUCAGCAUCAGCUGUUGUUACAGCAGCACCUUGGCCUCGGUGCGGCUACCCCCGCACACGCCGCCCCACCUGCCGUUCCAAGUCCACCGGAGAUUAACCCUGCCAAUCUCCAGGGUCUAGCGACUCUCGCGUCCCUCGGUAACUCCGCCGGUGAGUAUGCAAACGCUGGGGUAUCACCGAUGAGUAUGCAAAAUCUUGUUACGUUGGCAGCCAUGACUGGCGGAAACGGCAACCUUCAAGUGUCGCCAACCACGUUAAGCGGACUGGCGAAUUCGACAGCAGGUAUGUCGCUAUCUGCCCUUCUCGGGAAGACAGGAAGUACAGGGUCGACCGGUGGAAGCCUGAGUCCUGUAACGUCUCUCGCGCUUAAUUCCUUGACAGGAGCACCUUUGAACGGAUUGCAGGACUCUCUGAGUAACGCUUAUUCGAGCUUGCAGCAAUACGCAGCUCUCAUUGGAAAGACGACGGUGACCGUGGAAAAGAAAGAAUUGCAUAGGUUCCCGGCAUUCACGGCGGCAGCGGCCGCAGCAGCGGCGGCGGCACAAAAUUCGAGUUUCAGUGCCGCUGGCAAGCAGAUCGAGGGUCCCGAAGGUGGUAACCUCUUCAUCUACCACUUACCGCAGGAAUUUAGUGAUACCGAUCUAGCUUCUACCUUUCUACCUUUCGGCAAUGUCAUAUCCGCCAAAGUUUUCAUCGAUAAGCAGACGAAAUUGAGCAAAUGCUUCGGUUUCGUCUCGUACGACAACUCUGCGAGCGCGCAAGCAGCAAUCCAGGCGAUGAACGGUUUCCAGAUCGGCACGAAGCGACUUAAGGUUCAAUUGAAACGAUCCAAGGACGCUUCGAAGCCGUACUAGUUGACAUCAUCCUCGAGCGUUCGUAGGUAGAUACCAAGGACUAUGGAUCCUAGAGCUUUGGUCUUACUAUAUCAGUUAGCAAUAUCUAUUUUUCUCAUAGUCGGACUCGUAUUCGCGCGAUUAGUUUCUGGUUGAAUCGUAACGAGAACAACAACCGACUUACGGGAUUUUUUCGACUCCUCAGGCAGACAGGGCCGCCAUUACGAUUCGAAGGAGCUAUCGGAAAACAGUAUUUCUUCCUUGGACGUGCAACCACGUACGAUCCUCUAGUCAAACAGUAUUUAUAGAAGAAAAUCGAAGUAACGAUAAGGCGCGGUGUCCAAGAAACAACGACUUACCGGCGUCGCUCGGUCGUAUCGUUUAUUUCACUUAUAGAUCAAAGCUAGGCUCACCCCGUUCCUCCCACCGCUACCCCCAAUCCCCAAAUUGUAACGAAGCUGUGAUACUCGAAAAGACUUUUUUUCUUUGGAUUUUUUACGAACGAGAAUUAAAGUAUCGUCCUUUUUAAAAUUUGCUUUCUACCAUAUAUGUAUAUAUACAUAUAACUCGGCUUUCUCUCUUUUAUUCCGUCCUAUUCUACAUAUAUAUAUUUUAUAAUAUAUACUUUUUAUAUUUAUAUCAACGUGUUUUAAUCGUUUCGUUUCUAAUCAUACAUAUCUAUACAUAUACAUAUACAUAUAUACACGCACACGCAUAUAUAUAUAUAAUUUGUACGAUCGCGUUACAAUCGUUGUCAAGAAAAUUCCAUGAUACUUUGCAACCGUGAUUAAAUAAAUAACAGCCAGUAGCUGCCACUCGUAGGUCGCAGGACGUAUUAAGUAGAGAAGAAAGGAUAAACUUGAAAUCAAAUCUCCUCUCACAAAUCACACCUAUAUUUGUCGUACGCUGUUCAUUUAUCGUACCAAUAACGCGCUUUCGAUGUUCGUUCCUUCGACUUUCGAAGGUACGACAGAAGUACCUAUUCCCUCGUUCAACCCCCUUUCUAAGUUGUGUAAUCAAACUCGUUUCGUUGCAAAAGGCUGCCAGUUUAAAGCUUACUGUGCUAACUCGUUGCACAAAGUGAAGUUACGUACGUGAAGUUUACUAACAGACACAUACAUACAUUAUACACGACAUACGGCUUUGUAGACAACUAUAUACAUAAACACGGACAUAUGUAUAUAUGUAUAUAUGUAUAUAUGUAUGUGUGUAUAUAUACAUAUAUUAUAUAUAUGUGUAUAUAUAUAUAUAUGUAUGUAUACAUAUACACACACAGGUAUAUAGUUUCGCUUCGAAAACUUUCACGCAACGUCGGUAGUAACAUUAAUCGUGGAAUGAAAAAUUCUAGCUCCUUAAUUUUCUCGUUCGAGUCGUCUCAUUCGCACGUCGUGAAUCCAUGCCGUUGAACGUUACGGGAUGCACGAAAUUCUCGAUGCAUACCCAUCUCGCUAUUAUAUUAUUCACUAAGCCUUAUUUAUGGUUAAUCACGCUAUUAGUACGCUUCUAUUAGUUGGUAAAGACUAACAACCAUUGCCAUGUGUUUUCGGAAUGCCGGUGCCCGUCGCGUGCUAUUCGGCACCGUCGUCUAUCGUUCUCAUUUGAAUAUACGACACAUAUUAUACAUACGAUAUACAUAUGUAGAUAUCUAAUGCGUUCUCUUCUCCAAGGGAGAAGUAAUUUUUCAAAUGAAGGGACUUUCCGAAACUCGUGAGAACUAUCGGCGAACGGUGCUGCUUUUGUCGCGAGUGAUGCGAACGAGGCCCCAAAUAAGUAUACAUAUAUAUAUAUAUAUGUGUGUGUGUGUGUGUGUGUGCACGUACCACGUUUGACGAUUAUUCAGAACGAUUUCGUAAACGACGUCGAACUACGACGGACGAGAACAAUUCGCGAAGUCAAAGCAAUUUUGGGUCCUCGUUUGUUGAAUCUCAGUCUAAAAUCGACGACGGUCCGGACGUAGUUAUACCUGUGUGCACGAUGCACGGUGUGUUUUCGUACCUCUGAAAAGGCUUCGCAAAUGGGCGUUUGUAAUCUAGUGGGCUAGCUAGUCUUUUGGGUUUUCUCUUCGUUAAUGACGAGGACGCUCGCGAAAGGAAAACUCGGACGGAUAGCUGGCUAGCUAGCUAGUCAACUAGGUGUAGCUUGUGUGCCCUUUUAUCUGUCUCUCUGUCUCUCUGUCUCUCUCUCUUUCUCUAUUUCUAAUCUCGUCGAAAGAGCGAGGAACGAUCGACCAAAGAGAAAGUUCGUUUUGCGUGGCCUCAGAAAGGUACGAGCUAUCCAGCGUGCAUCUCGCAUCCGAGGAUAUCCUACAUAUCUGGUGUGUGGUGGUGACUAACCUGUCCGUGUGUUUGUUUGUGUGCCAGCAGGUGGCCUGUGACGUUGUGACCGUGUACUCUCGAUCGGAGUCGCCGUGCCAUGUCAAUCUCAGUCAGUCAAUCGAUCGGUCGGUCGGUCAAUCGAUCGUCUUCGAUCGUCGACCAAGUCGGUCAGUCAGUCAGUCACGACUCCUUGGUCAGUCUCUCGAUCGGUCUCUCUGUGUCUGUCGGUGUACGAAAAAAAAAAAACACCAAAAAGAAAACACACCAAAACAAAAAAAAAAUACGCAACCCCCGCCCCAUCUUUCUCUCUAAGACUAACUGGCCACCGCCAUGUCCAACCAUUCCUAACAGAUCAUCACCAAAUUCUCCCGCACUCUUCCUAUCUUAUCCUUCAACUAUUAUCUCCUGCGCAGAGAAAGAGAGAGAGAGAGAGAGAGAGAGAGAGAGAGAGAGAGAGAGAGAGAGAGAGAGAGAGAGAGAGAGAGAGAGAGAGAUCCAUCCGUGUGCCUGCGAAUUUUGCGCGGAACCGCCUGCGAUUCGGCGCGAUCUUAAACGUUGUUAAAGUAAGGGGAACGAGAGAAAAGGAAUCCUCGUUGAUCGUCGAGACUUCUCCUGAGCAGUACAAAGUGUAUCCCGUGGGACGGAGAAGAAAGGAAGAAGAAGAGGAGGAGCAGGAAGAAGCAAAAGAGUGGUGAUCUAAUGACGGAGAACGAGAGGAUUCCGAAUACGCGUACGAAGCUCGAGAGCAAAGAGAGACCGAAACGGAGCCCAAGCGCGUCCUACCAGGAUUCGAACGGAUCCUUCGUGUCUGGGGAAAAAAAAAAUCUGCGACUAUUCUUCCUCUCCUGUGAUGUAUACGUACACAUACGUAAAUACGUGUUUUAUUCCUCGUAUCACGGUCUAAAGUCGAAAAGAAUAGGAUCCUGAGAAUCUUAGACGUGAAACACCCUCUCUUGACGUUCCGAUAGGCUGAAAAAGGAUCUUUCUUUGGACCGCUAGACUCGAGAGAAAAAGAUGCAAAUAGAAAAAUGGAAAAACGAAUGGGAGGAAGAUAGGACGUAACGCUGCGAGAAUACAUUAGAUAUAUAUAUAUAUACAUAUAUAUAUACAUAUAGAUAUAUAUAUUAUUAUGUAUAUUAAUCGUUGACUGAGAUUUAUUUUUAUCGGCUCACUGUCGGAGUCCGCCGUCGGUGUCGAAGCGCCUGUUUGUAUACAUACGUGCCGGCAAUUUGGACAUAGAUAGAUAGUAGAUGUGUAAAGAAUAAAAAAAAAAAAAGAAAAAACAAUUGAAAGAAAGGGGUAUAAAUUAAAAAGGAAAAAAGUAAAAGAGUGUAAGGGAGAUAAAACCCGUAAGCGGAUGUGGGGAAGAUAGACCAACGUUGAGAGUACGUCGAGUCUUUGUUCGACUCCUUUGAUGUGCGAGGACUUGUUGCGCGUUAUGUAUCCAGAUUCUGCGAAUAUACCAAAAAUGAAGAAAAACAAGAAAAUGAAAGAAACGUAAGAGACAAAAGAAAAGAUAAGAAAAUAGAGCUGAUAUACCCGCUCACUCAUUAACUCACACACAUUCACACACACACACACACACACACACACACACACACAACACACUCCCACACGCUACAGAGGAAAAAGCGAAAAGUAGUAGUAGAAAAGACAGAGAUAUGUAAGAGAGACAUUUUGUAAUUGACUUUGUGAUAAGACUGUAUCAUAUGUAGGAUCGAACUAGGAUCGCUUUUUAAUAAUAAAAAGCCGUGCAAUUAAGGGCCUGAUAGGAAACGACAGUGGGAACGAGUGAAUGGGAAAUGAGAGAAAGGGAGCGAGCGAGUGUGAGCGAGAAAGAAAGAGAAUAUCGAUGGGACACCUUGGAAUUUUCGGAAUUUCCGUCGAUCGAAUACGUAUUAUUAAGAAACGCGCGGACUCGUUUAAUAAAUAAAUGAAAUUGAAACAUCAUUAUGGCAUCGAGAACACGCAUGUGAGUAUCACAUUCAGCCGCGUUUCCCGAUCUACGUCACAUCCGACUCGAUCUCGUAGACUCGCCUUCAACGAGAAUUUUCAAAAUUCGACGCGGUCGAAUCUCGAAAUUUUACCCGAUAUUAGGCGUAACGCGUGCGAUACAAUAUCGAUUUUCAUUUUCUGGUCCUCUCGUGAAACAUCGACUACGCGUAGUUGCGAUUUGAAGAAAAGAGUUGAUGAAAUUGAAAUUGCAAUCGUAUUACUAAAAUAUGUAGAGGAAAAAAAAGAAACGGAACUAAAAUAAAUGUAAAAAAAAGCGCGUCUAAUGAAGGGUUAAUUAGAUUAAAUAAGAGCUAGAGAUUCGACGCCGAACAAAUUGACAUUCCUUCUUCCACUACGCUCUCGUAACAACGUCGGAAGACGAAGAAUCAAGAGAAAGAAAAAGAGAGGGAAAGAGAAAGAGGGAAAGAGAAAGAGGGAAAGAGAAAGAAAGAUAAAGAGAAUGGAUUCGCAAUCCUAGUCUACUCGUUUUGUUCGCGUCUAUCGUUCGGCCGCCAAUUUUUCUAACAUCAAUGCACCAUUUUUGCGUUUUCGUCCCACCAUUCGUGCACCAAACUAUAUAUGUAUAUAUGCAUAUAUGUAUAUAUACGUGUAUAUAUGUACGUUCGUCUCUUUCUUCGUUUCUUCUUCUUCUUUCACGCGUUAUUAAUUAUUACGUGAGUACUUUGAUGUGCGUUCGUGCGCGCACCCUCACACUUACACACACACACAUACACUGAUACACACUGAUACGUAAAAAUACAUAUACACGUGCAGACACAUGCGUCAAACCAAAUGAGCGAAGCGUCCAGCGUCUUGGCAAAUUAUUUUUUAAGAGAGAAAAGAAAAAGGAAAAGGAGAUAAGGAGGUAUACGACAGACAAAAGAAACGUAAGACGCAACGCGGUUUCGCGGUAUCGGCGCUGCGACGCUUCGCGUUAAGUUACCAAAGACGUGUCUUUAAUUAAUCAAUGUACUUAUGCCAAGGCUAACGACUAAUCAACACGUUGAUCGACAUGACUAACAAAGUGAGAAAUCGGGCACGCGUCGUCUUGUUUGUAGUAUCUCACCUCCACUUUUACACUUCACAUGUACAUUUACACGCGAAUAAUACAAGAUACACUUAAAAACAACAAAACUAGAGCCUAGUCAAAAAAGUAUCGUUUGCGGUCAUUAAUAUCGCCUAUAUAACAUAUAUAUGUUGUGUCGUCACGAUGAAUCCUGGCACAAGCGUUUUUAUUAAUGUCUGUGCUACUAAUGUUUCUUCGGAUCACUAUUAUCGUUAUGUCCAUUUUUACCGCGCUGCUGAUUAACGUCGUUGUUAUUAUUAUUAUUAUUACUAUUAUUAUUAUUAAUUAUUAUUAUUAAUUAUUAUUAUUAAUUAUUAUUAUUAAUUAUUAUUAGAUAUAUGCUAUUUUUAUUAUUAUUAUUAUUAUUAUUAUUAUUAUUAUUAUUAUUAUUAUUAUUAUUAUUACUAUUACUACUGUAUUAUCAUUAAUAGCUACGAGCAUUAUUGAAUAUUAUCGAUACUGUAAGUUACUGCAAUCAUUUAUUAUCACUUAUAUGUAUUAUCGACAAAGAGUCGCGACGAUGAUAACAAGUAUCAACGUCGGUUGCUAGUUAAUUCGCUUAAUAAUAUUUGGCAGUCGGCACAUGUCACGACGCAUCAGGCAGGUACUUCUACGUAUGUAUAAUAUGCGUUUUCGCGAAGGAUAUUCGUUGCAAUUGACUACGUUUUAUUAUAAAAAUAGUGAAGAAGAUGUGUCUUUAUAGAUAUAAUGAAGGCAGUUACAUGGUCAAGCAGAAAUCACUCGUAAUGUUGCGUACUUUCGUUAGCGGAUAGACUUAAAACAACGAUUUUUAGUAAACGAAUCGAAAUUAAUGGUGAUCGUUUCAUUUUUCAAUGUACUUAACGUUCGACGAUCGCGAGAUAAUAUGUAUGAGUUCUCUCUCUCGACACAGUUUCUAGAUUAACAUACUUAAAGAAAUUGUAAGGUAAUAAUUUUUUAACGACUGGAAAUAGAAAUCUUUAUAACUCCGUUACCUCGUAAAAUUAAUCGCGGGUGUGAGACCAAAGCAAAGAAAAAAAAGGAAAAAAAAAAAAAAAGAAAAAAGCUAACAAAAGCCAAAAAUAUUGCGAAUACGUGGAGAGCGCGAGGACAAAAUGCAAUCGUUAGACGCAAUCUAACGAAAAGAAAAAGGAAAGUUUAACGCAUCAUCGGUGAAUCUGCUCGGCUUCGAAGUUAUGCGAGACGUCGUUAUGCAGCUUAUCAUGGCACACACGAGCAUUAUUGGCCUUAUAAUUAACCGCUGUUAUUAGUAAUAUUAUUAUUCAACCUUUAAACUACAUACACACACCCACACACACCCACCCACCCACACACACACACACACACAGAUACAUACAAAAGUACAUAUGGCAUAACGUUUAUUUUUUAAAGCUAAAGUUAUUACCUCCUAAGACUAUCGUUACCGAUGAGUAUACCUCGUCUUUACAAUCCCCCCCGUUAAUAAUUUGUUGUACUUCUUUAUAUCACGUCUUUUUUUCCUUUAUCUCGUUUUUUUUUCUUUUUUUUUUCUUUUAUAGAGCUCGUUUGGUUUUGUUUUCUUUUUAUCAUUAUUAUUAUUAUUAAUAUUAUUAAUAUUAUUAUUAUUAUUAUUAUUAUUAUUAUUAUCCCUUUUCUUUUUAUUUUUUUUUUUUAGUUUUGUUCGUCUCUGCCACGUUUACCUUCUUCUUUUCGGUGCUCAAAUACAUGUAUAUCUCUUUACAUGUACUCCUUUUUUUUUUUUUAAGUGCAAUCGCACUGAUGAGACAAAUCACGAAGGCGCUUCGUGGAAAACGCGCGAAAGAUUCUCGUUGCUCGUCGUAGGGCAACCAUCGAAUGUCAUCGACGUGAUACGUUCAAAUGAUAAUUCGAUCGGAUUAAAAGACAUGCGAAUUUGUACGCGAUACGUAUAUGUAGUAGCUCGUCGUAAAUUACUUCGAUGCGAACAUUUUUAAGAGAAGAAAGAAAAGUCUUUAAAAUUUUUAUAAAUAUAUAAUCGGCCGAACGUGGCCGUUUUGUUUUUAAGAGUAUCGUUUGCAUGCACGCGCCCUGGCCGAGUUCGUAUCGAAGUAAUUUCUGUUUCUCGAUGGCAUGCAAAAAAUGCAGAUCGAUCGAUCGAUCGAUUUCCAUCUUUGUCCCCCUUUUCGAAACGAUUUUAACUACUCGCUGUGAAAUCUAAUGAAAUUUGUUAAGGUGAUCAUCUCACCGCACCUAUACAAAUAACAAAUAUUAAUUUUUGAUUCGUGCAGGUAUGUUACGUCGUUGGUUAUUUCGUUAUUUCGUUAUUUCGUUAUGCGUUGCAUUUGUGUUCCAAGAGGGACGACGGAUCGUGUUAAAAAAGAAAGAAAAGACAAAGAGAAACGAUCGAUCUGCAUAUUUUCGCUUCGUGCGUGUCGUGUGAUAUCUCACGUGCGUAUGUGUAUGUGUGUGUGUGUGUAUACACCUUUCGUGUGUGUAUAUAUAUAUAUACAUAUAUCAAGAGAUGUGGAUAUAUUUUUUUUUCUUUUUUUUUUAUGUAUACGCGUAUGUACAUAUGCGGAUAGAUAAAUGUACACAUUCACAUGCGCAAAACCGUACGUUUAUGUUUCCGACAUUUUCGCGUUAUACUUCUCUUUAUUAUUUUAUUUCGUUUCUUUGCCAAACGCAAGAAAAAAAAAAUAGACGGCCGGCAAGAAGAAAAAAAAAUAAGUAUCGUUUCAAAUUAUUGUCGUACUUUAAUUUCUUUGGUUUCUUUUCCAGUCGGACUGCGCGAUUAGCAUGUGGCGUAUGUUGAAAUAACAAUAUAUAUAUAUUUAUUUUGUUGGUUUAA